Labrus bergylta (ballan wrasse) is the source of this 759-nucleotide messenger RNA. The record is from RefSeq and is a predicted model, not a curated record. Lineage: Eukaryota; Metazoa; Chordata; Actinopteri; Labriformes; Labridae.
GUACGUAUUUGCCUGGGACGUCAUGGAGCCGGUCACUUACUUCAUCACCUACACCACCAGCAUGAUGUUCUUCGGUUACUACAUGAUGACUAAACAGGAUUUCAUCUUACCGCAGGUGCGUGAUCGUCAGUUCCUCAACUUCUUCCACCGGUCAGUAUCUCAACAGAAAUUCAACGUUCAAAAAUACAACGAACUCAAAGAAGAGCUGGCAGAGGUGGAGAUAAAUCUCAGGACUUUGAGGAUGUCUAUUCUUCAACCUGAAGAUCAGAAGCCUCAGAAUCCACCUGAGAGGUCGUGAGGUUCAGCUGCAGACGCGAUGAUUUCUGGUUCGAUUCCUCGAGUGAGAUUAUUUUUACUGCUCCUCAUGGUGUCUCCACGAUCUGGAAUGUUCCAUGCUCGGGCCGCAACAGCCAAUGAGAGCGAGCUCACCCUAACCAGGAAGUGUCACCGACCAGAUGUUGCUCAACUGGAACAAUCCACAGCCAGGAUCUCCUCCGUCUUGUUUUUAUCGUUUUCUAUUUCUCGCUGUUAAAUCAACCACACAGCAGGACAGCCGGUCGACCACGACCAUCGUCCUCCAUCUCCAUCUCACCGUCCUCAUGUCCGUGGUCUCCGUGUUUAACAUCGUCUCGUGUAAAUGGUUUUUUUUGCACAUUUGUCUUCCUGUUUUUGAAAAAUGUUUAUAACACUCUCAUUUUAAUGGUCGUCUGCUUUUUUUAUUCAAAACAAAGUCAAAAUAAAUCACAUUUUCAAAAGUCG